Molecule: messenger RNA, 3309 nt
Organism: Terrapene triunguis (Three-toed box turtle)
Lineage: Eukaryota; Metazoa; Chordata; Testudines; Emydidae
Gene: CHST11
Product: carbohydrate sulfotransferase 11
Exons: 3
Coding region: 160-1218 (352 amino acids)
Biological process (GO): carbohydrate biosynthetic process; proteoglycan biosynthetic process
Cellular component (GO): membrane
Molecular function (GO): sulfotransferase activity
Source: RefSeq, a predicted model, not a curated record
CAGAGCAGCAGCGGGAGGAGGCGCCAGGCAGGCAGCCGGCCGGCCGGCUUCCAGGCAUCUCUGUGCGCUCCGAGCUCCUUCCACACCCCCAACUCCGAGCAGAGAGCGAACCGGCUCCCCAUCCCCUGUGCUCCUGCCCCGCAGCCCCGGGACCAAGCCAUGAAGCAGGCUCUGAUGGAAGUCAUGAGGAUGAACAGGAUUUGCAGGAUGGUCUUGGUCACUUGCUUCGGAUCCUUUAUCCUGGUCAUCUUCUAUUUCCAAAGUAUGUUGCAUCCAGUAAUACGUAGAAAUCCAUUUGGAAUGGACAUCUGUUGUCGGAAGGGGUCAAGAAGCCCGCUCCAGGAACUGUACAAUCCCAUCCAGUUGGAGUUGUCUAACACAGCAAUCCUUCAUCAGAUUAGGAGAGACCAAGUCACAGAUACAUGUCGAGCCAACAGCAUGUCUAGCAGGAAACGCCGUGUGCUGACACCCAACGAUCUCAAACAUUUGGUGGUGGAUGAAGAUCAUGAAAUGAUCUAUUGUUAUGUACCCAAGGUGGCCUGUACAAACUGGAAGAGAGUCAUGAUGGUCUUGACAGGAAGGGGCAAAUACAGUGACCCCAUGGAAAUACCAGCCAAUGAAGCCCAUAUAUCCUCAAACCUGAAGACCCUCAACCAGUACAGCAUUCCAGAGAUCAACCACCGCUUAAAAAGCUACAUGAAGUUCCUGUUUGUCCGUGAGCCUUUCGAGAGACUGGUGUCAGCCUACAGGAACAAGUUCACCCAGAAGUACAACACCUCCUUUCACAAGAGAUACGGUACCAAAAUUGUGAGGCGCCAAAGGAAAAAUGCCACUCAGGAGGCUCUGCGUAAAGGUGAUGAUGUGAAAUUCGAGGAGUUUGUGGCAUAUCUCAUUGACCCAAAUACCCAAAGAGAAGAACCUUUCAAUGAGCACUGGCAAACUGUCUACUCCCUCUGCCACCCCUGCCAUAUCCAUUAUGACCUCAUAGGAAAGUAUGAAACACUUGAAGAUGAUUCCAAUUACAUCCUUCAACUUGCAGGAGUAGGCAGCUACCUGAAGUUCCCCACCUAUGCAAAGUCUACGAGAACUACUGAUGAAAUGACCACAGAGUUCUUCCAGAACAUCAGCUCGGAACACCAAACACAACUGUACGAAGUCUACAAACUUGAUUUUUUAAUGUUCAAUUACUCAGUGCCAAGCUACCUGAAACUGGAAUGAGGGGGAGAAGGAAGAAAGAAAGCCUGUUUUAUUUAAGAUUUUUAUUUGUCAUAAUAAAUAUGGAGAAUUGUUAUUUUGUAAAUUAAUAUUUUCUUUUUGAAUGAUGCUGCGAGCAGCACAGUCAAAAUUAUUUAAAUCAUCUGUAAGAAAGGACAGUUCUCUUUGCGGGGGUAACAGGAUGGUGAUGAUCUCGCUUUAGAAAUGAAUAUUACUGCUACAUUGUUUAUAAACGUUAAUUGUGUUCUGGUGAAUUUCAUUUAUCUUUGCAUUCAACAAAUUCUAAUUAAUGUUAUUUAUACUUAUUUAAAACAUGGUCUCUUGGUAGGUUUCACUUUAGCAGCAGAAAUACGAUAAUAUUUGGACAAAGGAAAUCUGGUUUUGUGCUUUCCUCAGCUGAAUUUAUUUGUAUAUUGUUACUAGCCAUAUGUUUUGGAAACCCUAGUAGAAAUAAUUUCUUCCAAGGUGAUUCUGCACUUAAAGCAAAAUUAGAAAGUUAUCUUCUCAUACAAGAAAGAAAAAUAUGAAACAUUUUGUUACAAAAAUAUUUAAAAUCCAGGACUAAAAGAAAUUGCUUUCUUCAAGGGAUACAUUCAAACAUACAUUUUUCUUAUCUGGACGGGUUAAUAUCACCAAUAUCGUUUGUGUCCCAGUGCCUGGCAUUUCCAAGCCUGCCAGCCCAAUGAAUGCUGACAGGGAUUUGUGCAUAUUACAUACCAACAAAGUAUGUGCCAAGAGUUUCAAAAUUAACUAGAGAUUUUGAAUGCUCAACCUGAGCCACCUUAAUGGAGGCCUGAUUUCAGCAAGUGGGUGCUUAACGUUUUCUAAAAAAAUCAGGCCCUUUUAAAAGAUCUCAAGUUGGGCACCCAAACUCACUAGUCACUUCAGAGAAUCUUGGCAAUAAUAAGUUUGUAUAUACUAUAUAGGCAUCCAAAAAGAUCACCUUGAUAUUGAUCUGAGCAUACGGGGCAAUAAAAGCACUCAUGUAUCCUUAAUACAUGUUGGUUUCAUGGCCUCUCCCUUCCAGGGGUAGUGUUGUUUUCUGUUUAUUAGUCAAUAUUAAACACCAUUGGUGAGCGUGUUUCUAAUUUCCAGCUGUUUAAUUCUGCACCUGAGUUAAGUCUAGUAUGAGAACAUGACCCUUUGAUGUAAGGUGAAUGUUUCAGUAGCAGUUGCUCUGUAUAUAACGUUUGUUGAGAUGAAAUGUACUAGGAGGAGUAGAUUAUUUUGUUAUAUGGAGAAUGUUUUGAACAAAGUAUGGAUAAUUUAGUCACUAUAAAUAAGAAAAAGUGGUAUUCUAAUCUAGAACUAUUAGCAAACUCAGUGCGAAGAAUACAGACUUCUCCAACUGCAAAAUUUAUUUAAUUUUAUCUGCGUUGGAUGUAAAUGGGAUCCAGCAGUGGGUAUGCUAUUUAUGAAAUAUUAUGUACUCACUACUGAGCUAUCUUGACCUGGAGAGGUAGCAGAGGGAACUAAUUCAAUACAUUGCUUUCCCACUUUCUUGUGGCUUAUUUUCCUGUAGCUGAAAAUGGAACAGAGGAAUUUGUUUGAACCAGGUGUUGAUAAUCUAGGCUGUCACUUUGACAAGUGAAAAGUUCUUUAUUACCAUAAAGGCUAUAGAUUUUACAAAAUCAAAGGUUGCUAUUGAUUUUGCAAACAUUCAUUGGGCUGGGAUUUUGUUUUGCAAAAAACAAGGUGAUGGGUAAAAAAAAAAAAAAAAACUUUCAAAGGUGCCUAUGUGAUUUAGGAGCCUACAUGUGAUGCUUUUUUACUUCGAGUUGUCCAUAUCCAUCUCUCACUAUAAUCAAAUUCCCAAUGUUCAAAAAGUUGUGAGGAGGGUUAGAUAAAACAGCUCUGCUUUUGACCCAAUUUAUCAGUCUCUGGGCUAGACCCUGGAAUUACACAGAUUUACAAUUGUGUCAGUCACCAGGACCCACACAGACACUGUUGACUUUUAAAGGGGACUAGGACUUAGAGGAAAUAGGAGUUGGUCCUAUUUUGCAAAGCUAUUGCUGGACAAAAAUCUCAGUCAGGACAAAGUAACAAAGCUAACAAGAAGCAACUAACAUACUUUCACAGCUGAAAUUUGGCCUU